AUGGGUGUGAUCGAUAUUCAGGGAAUUUCAUCGUUCUCCAUUCAUUGUUCAGAGUCAAAUCUUCGAAAGUCAAGGGCUUUGAAGAAACCCAUUUGUUCGUUUGUGAGGAAGAACACAAGUAGGGUUUAUUGUGUUCAAGCAUCAAGUGAAACUGUUGACGAACACAAGAACUUAAUCAUGGGAGACUCUUUUAUCCGUCCACAUUUGAGACAAUUGUCUGCUUAUCAACCAAUUUUACCCUUUGAGGUGUUGUCUGCUCAAUUAGGAAGAAAGCCUGAGGAUAUUGUUAAGUUAGAUGCGAACGAGAACCCGUAUGGUCCUCCUCCAGAGGUUUUUGAAGCACUAGGUAAUAUGAAGUUCCCUUACGUUUAUCCUGACCCACAAAGUCGUAGACUUCGUGAUGCGCUCGCUCUAGACUCUGGUCUUGAGUCAGAAUACAUCCUUGUUGGUUGUGGCGCUGACGAACUAAUCGAUUUGAUCAUGAGAUGCGUGUUGGAUCCUGGGGAGAAGAUCAUUGACUGUCCUCCGACUUUCUCAAUGUAUGUGUUUGAUGCUGCUGUGAAUGGAGCAGGUGUCAUUAAAGUUCCAAGGAACCCUGAUUUCAGCUUGAAUGUGGACCGCAUUGCUGAAGUUGUAGAACUAGAGAAACCCAAAUGCAUAUUCCUAACUUCUCCCAACAAUCCAGAUGGGAGUAUCAUCAACGAGGAAGAUCUGUUGAAAAUUCUAGAGAUGCCAAUACUUGUUGUUCUGGAUGAGGCUUACAUCGAAUUCUCAGGACUUGAAUCAAAGAUGAAAUGGGUGAAGAAGUAUGAAAACCUAAUCGUGCUCCGCACAUUUAGCAAACGAGCUGGUCUGGCCGGGCUUCGAGUUGGAUAUGGAGCGUUUCCUCUGAGUAUAAUCGAGUACAUAUGGAGAGCGAAACAGCCAUAUAAUGUCUCUGUUGCAGGAGAAGUAGCUGCUUUAGCAGCACUUUCAAACGGUAAAUACUUAGAAGAUGUGAGAGAUGCGUUGGUACGAGAAAGAGAAAGACUUUUCGGGCUUUUAAAAGAAGUCCCUUUCUUGAAUCCGUAUCCGAGCCAGUCGAAUUUCAUUCUCUGUGAAGUUACAUCUGGAAUGGAUGCAAAGAAUCUGAAAGAAGAAUUGGCUAAAAUGGGUGUGAUGAUUCGUCAUUACAACAGUAAAGAGCUUAAAGGUUAUGUUCGAGUUUCUGCUGGAAAGCCUGAACACACUGAUGUUCUCAUGAGUUGUCUUAAGCGGUUCUAUUGA
This is a messenger RNA of Arabis nemorensis, 1266 nucleotides long. The record is from the annotation of a GenBank genome assembly. Lineage: Eukaryota; Viridiplantae; Streptophyta; Magnoliopsida; Brassicales; Brassicaceae.